Felis catus (domestic cat) is the source of this 1118-nucleotide messenger RNA. It is a transcript of the gene GABARAPL2, whose product is annotated as GABA type A receptor associated protein like 2. NCBI's taxonomy places the organism in Eukaryota, Metazoa, Chordata, Mammalia, Carnivora, Felidae. The transcript has 5 exons. The record is from RefSeq and is a predicted model, not a curated record. Gene Ontology annotation, biological process: autophagosome assembly; autophagy of mitochondrion; macroautophagy. Gene Ontology annotation, cellular component: autophagosome; cytosol; autophagosome membrane. The coding region runs from base 135 to 605 and encodes 156 amino acids. Gene Ontology annotation, molecular function: ubiquitin protein ligase binding.
UAGGCUCCGGCAGCCGGAAGUCCCGCCUGCCGUGUAGUCGCCGCUGCUGCUGCCGCUGCCGUCGUUGUUGUUGUGGUUGGUUCGCUGAGCUCCGCGGCUCCGAGAGCCGGCUGCAUCCCUUCCCCGCCGCCGCCAUGAAGUGGAUGUUCAAGGAGGACCACUCGCUGGAACACAGAUGUGUGGAAUCUGCGAAGAUCCGAGCGAAAUAUCCCGACCGGGUUCCGGUGAUUGUGGAAAAAGUCUCAGGCUCUCAGAUUGUUGACAUUGACAAACGGAAGUAUCUGGUUCCAUCUGACAUCACUGUGGCUCAGUUCAUGUGGAUCAUCAGGAAAAGGAUCCAGCUUCCUUCUGAAAAGGCAAUCUUCCUGUUUGUGGAUAAGACAGUCCCACAGUCCAGGGUCCAUAGCAGUGGCCACUGUCCUCCCACCUCACCCCAUCUGCCCUCCCCUGCUGGGAAAGAGAGAAAUCCAGGUCCGGUGGAAGCACGUGGGCUCCAAAGCAGAUGGGUGACCAGCCUAACUAUGGGACAGCUUUACGAGAAGGAAAAAGAUGAAGACGGAUUCUUGUAUGUGGCCUACAGUGGAGAGAACACUUUUGGCUUCUGAGGGCCAGUGCUGGGCUGGGUGCGCCGCUCCUGCUUGUGUAUCUUGUAAAUAGCCGGCCAUUUUCAGUUACCAGACCUCUUCACGUAGACCUGUUAGUGCAUUUGUAACUGGAUUUAUUUCUUAAUAUAUUGGAAGGUUUUGUUUCCUUAGACUAGUAAAUUAUCAUACAGAGUUUUAUUUUGAGUUUUCCUUUUUGUGCACUGUCCUCAUGGCUAUACUCCAGGGAACUUGUUCCUCUGGGGAUCCUAUUUAAUGAAGAUAUUUCCAUAUUAAAGUGAGGUAGGUGGGGUAUUAAAGUGAAAGGGAGGGAGAUGAUGCAUUUCUUCUGGAUUAUGUUUGAAGUGUUAAAGAUGGUUAAGUAUUAAAAGCACCCAAAUUAAAUCCUUAGCAAUCAGAACACUUGCUUCACUAGAUUUUGCCAACUGCCAAUCAUGUUGGAUUGAGCUUAUCUGUUUCUCUUUCUGAAAAUAUUAAGGUAAAUAAUUAACAAUAAAACUUCCUCUUAUAAAGGCA